AAAUUUGAUUCUAGUUUCGACCUUGUUGAAUUUCGCAAUAGUCGACGAGGAAUGUGAAUUUAUUUGAGUUUAUUUGUAAAAUGGUUUUAAAAUGUGAUAAAUUUCGUAUUUUGUUAUUUAUGACCCUGCCAAUCAGUUGUUUCGCGUCCCAUCAAGAUGUCGCAUACAAGUUGAGGGCUGAAAAUAUUCACGAUUAUGGCGAAAGAUUGUCGAGUAUCGAGCGCGGACGACGAGGUCAAGAUAAUUCUGGUGAUAGUUCAAGUUCAACGCAACCUUUGUUAGAAGAUCGAGCUGGGACAAGUGAUUCAGAAGAAGAUUCUGGAAACAAAAAAUUAUCACUUUUAACGGAUUCGGAUGAUUCGAGAGAAAAUAAAUUAAGUGGGAAUAAGAAUGAAUUGAAAUUAAACAACGAGAAAUCGGACGCAGAGUCCAAGAAAUUGGUGAAGAAUGAUACAAAUGAGGAAGAAAAGAAUUCUAAAGAAACGGGCAAAAACAAAUCAGGAGAACAGAAACGCGCGGAGGUAGAAAAAGUUGAGAUAGAUAAAGAGAAAGAGAAAGAUAAAGAAAAAGUUAAAGAAAAGAAUUUAGAUUCAGAGACUUCAACAAGGUGUACAACAGAUCAGAUAAUAACAAUUGGUGACAUUAAAAAGCUUAAUACCGUCGAAAAUACUGACAACGAAGUUGAUAAAACAUCAGGUGGUGAUGACAAUAAUGAUGAAACCAAGGUCGUGACGGAUGACCAGCCCGUUGAGACGGAUGAACCAGAAAAGACUGUCAGUAAGGUCUAUAAUGGUCCGAAACCAGCCAAGGCUCCCGAUCACUACAUCGAUGAUGUUUGAAUACAUAUAUUUUAAAACUA
Molecule: messenger RNA, 859 nt
Organism: Danaus plexippus (monarch butterfly)
Lineage: Eukaryota; Metazoa; Arthropoda; Insecta; Lepidoptera; Nymphalidae
Product: nipped-B-like protein B
Exons: 13
Coding region: 81-839 (252 amino acids)
Source: RefSeq, a predicted model, not a curated record